AGCAAUUAAGCCCCGCCCACCAGCCCGUCUCGGCUCUACAGUGACAGCCAGAAAGGAUUGGGGCUACUAAGCUCCGCCCCUUUCCGUAGGCCCAGCCCAGCCCCCAGAGCAGCCCUCCCUCGCCACCGCCUCCGCUUCACUUCGUUCGCUCGCGCACCGAUCCACUGCCGGCUCGCCUACCGUGCGUGUGGAGAUAGACAGAGAGAGAGCGACAGCAGCGACGUCGCGGCCCGAUCACGUCAGCGUCCUCGCCGCUCGGUCUUCGUCGCGCGGGCCGAUGACGUAUCUCGGCGCGGGACGGUGACGCCACAGCGCGAGCGAGAGGAAGAGAGGCGCGCUGGGGGGAUGCCGGUGCGGAUGGCGACCGCUGUGCCCCCCACGCAGAGCCUGCGCCUGGAGAACGCAUCCCUCCUGUCUGAGGGGGCCCUGCAGGAUGGACAUCGCCUGUGGAUCGGAAACCUUGACUCCAAGAUCACAGAGUACCACCUCCUCAAGCUCCUGCAGAAGUUUGGCAAGGUGAAGCAAUUUGACUUCCUUUUCCACAAGUCGGGCGCGUUGGAAGGGCAGCCCAGAGGCUACUGCUUUGUGAACUUUGAAACCAAGCAGGAAGCGGAGCAAGCGAUCCAGUGCCUCAAUGGCAAGCUGGCUCUCUCCAAGAAGCUGGUGGUGCGGUGGGCCCACGCCCAGGUCAAGAGGUACGACCAGAGCAAGAAUGAAAAAAUCCUUCCCAUCAGCCUGGAGCCAUCGUCCAGCUCAGAGCCGGCCCAGUCCAACCUGAGCGUUAGUACAAAGAUCAAAGCCAUUGAAGCCAAGCUGAAAAUGAUGGCGGAGAACCCAGACGCGGAAUUCCCGCCGGCCGCACCUUACUCCUACUUCAAGCCGCCCGAUAAAAAACGGACUGCCCCAUACUCCCGAGUGGCCUGGAAGUCAAAGAGAUGACUCGCUGCGGACGUGACGUCUUUCUUUGGCAUUCACAAAGUCAUCCAGGAUGAACAACAGACUGUAUUGGACGGGACUUCAUUGCCUCCCUGUAGAGCGCUACAUCUUGGCCUUUUCAAAGCCAUCUCUUCUCCUGCAUGUCCCGUUUGCACACAGAAGAAAAUCCUCUCCAGAGGAAAUAUACUGAAGCACCGUCUCCAGUUCUGUAAAGGAACUUCUCAAAAGCCAGGUUGUUUUCAGUAGUAAACCAGAAGCUCCUGCCCUUUCCAGUGUGGCUAGUUUUGCCUCAAAAGUCCAGAUAUGUGUGUUAGCUCUCUCUCACCACUCUUCUCCCCCCCCCCACUUAAGUAUUUCUCUGUCCUAAGCUGAAAAUUCAGAGUUCUAAUGAAGCUAGCGGUCAAGCUGGAAAACAUCUUAACAAACUACUAAACGGACCAUGUUCUGUGACCUUGGCAGGCGGACCAGCCAGAAGUCUUGGGCUUUGGGGGGAGCAAACCUGGAUCCUUGAAGGAAUGGGGUGAAAUUUCUGUGUUGGUUUUUCUGCCCAGUUAAACUCAGUUGGGUGUAUGUAUCAAUACUUUUUUUUGUAUGAUUGUACAGGAAUAAACUUUAUCCAGACUUUCA
Messenger RNA from Rhineura floridana, 1563 nucleotides. RefSeq names its product RNA binding motif protein 18 (gene RBM18). NCBI's taxonomy places the organism in Eukaryota, Metazoa, Chordata, Lepidosauria, Squamata, Rhineuridae. The record is from RefSeq and is a predicted model, not a curated record. Gene Ontology annotation, molecular function: RNA binding. Bases 346 to 939 code for a protein of 197 amino acids. The transcript has 6 exons.